GAGUGCCGCUCCGCCUGCGCUGCGGGGCCGCCGGCAGAUGCCAUGCUGCCUCAGAAGAGGGGACGGAUACCUUUCAGAAUAGCCAUGAACUGUUAUUGGAAGAUCCUGGCAAUUUUCUUACUGUUUCUUCCAAGUGCAUUGUCUUUCCAGCCCAGAGCAUUGCUAGUAUCUUUUGAUGGAUUUCGAUGGGAUUACAUCUAUAAAGUCUCAACUCCCAAUUUUCAUUAUGCCAUGGAGAAUGGUGUUCAUGUCAAACAGGUCACUAAUGUGUUUAUAACAAAAACGUAUCCUAAUCAUUAUACAAUGGUGACUGGUCUCUAUGCAGAAAGCCAUGGUAUAGUUGCUAAUGAGAUGUAUGAUCCUAUUCUGAAUGAAACUUUUUCUCUGAACAAAAUGGAUAUCCAUAACUCCAAGUUCUGGGAAGAAGCCAGCCCAAUAUGGGUGACGAACCAGAAAGAAGGACAUAAAACCGGUGCAGCUAUGUGGCCUGGAACAGAUGUGAAAAUACAUGGAGUCUUUCCUACAUAUUAUAUGCCCUACAAUGAAUCUGUUUCCUUUGAAGAUAGAGUUGCUAGGCUUAUUGACUGGUUUACAUCAGAAGAACCCAUAAACUUUGGUCUCCUGUAUUGGGAACAGCCUGAUGAGAUGGGCCAUAUUCUGGGCCCAGAAAACCCACUUAUGGGUCCGAUAAUUAGCGAUAUUGACAAAAAGCUGGGAUAUCUUAUGUCUGAACUGAAGAAAGCAAAGCUGUGGGAUGUGAUAAAUGUCAUAAUCACAAGUGAUCAUGGAAUGUCACAGUCCUCCUCAGAAAGGAUCAUUGAGCUUGAUCAGUACGUGAAUAGAGAGCUCUAUGAAGUCAUUGACCAUUCUCCUGCAGUAGCUAUUUUGCCAAAAGAAGGCAAACUGGAUGAAGUAUAUGAAGCUUUGGCCAGUGCUCAUCCCAACAUGACUGUAUAUAAAAAGGAACAGAUUCCGGAUAGAUUACAUUACAAACACAACAGUAAAAUUCAGCCAAUCUUAGCAGUAGCUGAUAAAGGAUGGGAAAUUGUAUAUAAUAAGUCUGAUGGUUUUCAAUUUGGUAAUCAUGGAUAUGACAACACCUUACCAGAAAUGCAUCCAAUUUUUUUGGCAGUUGGGCCUGCUUUCAGAAAGAAUGCCACCAAAGAAGUCAUGAAUGCUACAGACUUGUACCCCUUGCUGUGCCAUCUGCUUGGUAUUAACCCACUGCCAAACAAUGGUUCAUUCAACGCUGUGAAAGAUAUACUUGCUGAAGAAGUUCCUGUAGCCUUUGGAGCAGACACCUAUGCUACUGUUGUAGGAGUCUUUCUGGGCAGCUUUCUUGUUAUGGUUUUUAUUGCAGUUUUUGUUAAGCAUUUUAUCCUCACCCAAGCAAAUACCAUGCAAAUGCAACGUACUGAAGCAGCCCAGCCACUGUUGCAAGAUUAAUAAUGUUUGGUACUAUUUCCUAUUUGAUGCUUAAAAUAAGGUUAUACAAAAAAAAUUAAGAGGUGGAUCAGCAUAAAUAUGUGGACUAAAAGGAAAUGGAUGCUGAUCCAUUGGUACCAUGGUGUAUGUACGUACUAGGUAUGCAGAGAAAGAGCAUGUUUCUGUUUCACCCUACCACUGCUAAAUCCUUCAGAGGUUGAAAAUAUUCUAGGUAAACCCGGAAAGCUGUGUAUGUAGAUGUGUAGUGACAAUAGACCUUGAAUACCUCAUUCUGAGCUACUUUGGGGGAAAUAACGUCAACUGAGGUGCACUUCACAGACUAUUAUGUAGUGAUUUAAUUUUCCACCCCCUCUUCUUUUUUUUGAGAGGCUUUUUUAAAGUCUCUUACAUUCUAACAAGUCACUGAAUGUGAAUAGACUUCUUUGGGGUUUUUUUUUUUUUCUUCCUUGCCCAAGGAAACUUUUGCAUGGAUCACCAUUACAAUAGCUUGGUGGACUAAAUCCUGCAGAAAACAACAUUAUUAUUAAGCUAGGUCAUGCAGUGCUAAGUGUCUAAAUUUAGAGUUAGACACAUUUAUUUAAAGUACUGUGUUAACUGUAACCCCAAAAUAUGAAUCUAUGUGGUAUUGCCUUUAGUAAUUAGCAUUAAACUACUUGAUUUUUUUUAAGUUCUUUUUUUUUAGGUAAAUAUAGGUCUUCACAAUUUUAGGUAUGACUUUUGGUAAAUGUAGGUCUUUUUCUAUUGUUUCCUGUACACUGGACUAAAUUUUCUAGGAAUUCCAUGUAGCUAGCAGUUUAAAGACACAUACAAGCACAACACCUGUAUAUCCAAAUGGAGUCUUGUAUUUCCGAGGUAAGAGGGUUCUUUCAGAAUAAGGCAGAUGAAUCAGUUAAGGAACUUACAUGUACAAGCUGGUUUCAAGAGUGCUUGUCACUGGGUGUAACAUCUGACCCAUUGCUGGAGACUCUUCUCUAGUGUGAGACUUCUCUAGUACAAGUUUGGCUUGCUAUCUUGUGUUUCAUAUGAUAUGUCUGGGUGGACCUUAGAAUUUGGUGAGUAGGAUUAGGCACACAAUUUAAGGAACAGCCAUAUAAAUCCUAAGCCAUAUAUACUCUUAAAUCUGAAAAAGCACACUUUAAUAUGAAAAAAGGUGUAAGAUGGAGUUUGUUCUUCCAGAGGAAAG
This is a messenger RNA of Haliaeetus leucocephalus (bald eagle), 2629 nucleotides long. RefSeq names its product ectonucleotide pyrophosphatase/phosphodiesterase 5 (putative) (gene ENPP5). Bases 43 to 1446 code for a protein of 467 amino acids. Lineage: Eukaryota; Metazoa; Chordata; Aves; Accipitriformes; Accipitridae. The record is from RefSeq and is a predicted model, not a curated record. The transcript is spliced from 4 exons.